AUGGCACGCAGGUCUGACGAGAUGCAACUUGCGACUCGCCUCGUCAACAACCCCAAAAGUGACCCUUGUGAAGACACCUUCGUUCAUCGAUACCUCGAUGCACUUUUCGAUGGGGUGCUUUGCUCAGAUCCAUUGAUCGAGACGGAAUGGGCGAACGCGUGGAUGAAUAGCUCGAAGGAAGAUCGUGUUUUGGUGUACAAGCCUGAUUACAUCGUGUUUGUCAAGCCGCACAACGUGAGGUUCGAUAUCGCUGCUUGUGAAGUCAAGGCACCCAAGAAAACUGCUGCGCCGCCGGUAUCCGACUAUGUCAAGCUCUGCAUAGAAAUGAAACGUAUACUGCUGAGCUUGGGCAAGGAUUUGAUCGACGCGCCCUACGUGCUUGGUAUAUUGGUGACAGGUGGAUUGCACACUCCUUCAUCCGUUCAGCUUGCCAAGGCUCCCAUCAUUACGACGAUGGCAUCCUUUGGCUCUUUUCCUAUCCUUUUGCGAGCCAUUAUACAAGUGAAGAAUCUCGCCCGUCGCCUUGCACUUGAUAUCGAAAAGAAGCAAUUAGCAAUGGCAAGCACUGGCUUUAAGCGCUCCAUCUCCGCCCCACAAUCCUCCAUGCCCAAAUGGAAAAAGAACAAGAAGCGCUAA
This is a messenger RNA of Zychaea mexicana, 636 nucleotides long. RefSeq lists its product as uncharacterized. The transcript has 4 exons. The record is from RefSeq and is a predicted model, not a curated record. Lineage: Eukaryota; Fungi; Mucoromycota; Mucoromycetes; Mucorales; Lichtheimiaceae. The coding region runs from base 1 to 636 and encodes 211 amino acids.